AGCGAGCGGCGCAGCCGGCCAGCGGCGAGUUCCCCCAUUCCCGGACAACGCCGCGGCGCAGUGCAGCGUUGAAACCCGCGCAGCUGAAUCCGGCCGCCGGCCCCCUUCUUAGCCCCGGCUUGAGUCCCGCCGACAGCUGUUUCAUGGGAACCCAGGAGGCCGAACGAGAUUGGGUAGAUGUGGCGAACGAUCUGCUCAGCAAGUGUCACAUAAACCUGAGGCUGAGGAGGGUGACUGACUGUGACGCAAAUGUUUUCAUCGCACUCUAUGAGAAUAUCUUGGGGGAGAAAGUUCCAGACUAUAUUGCGGCCCCAUGCAGUCAGGAAGAUGACAUGCAUAAUGUUCAGUGUGUGAUCGACUCACUGGCUCUGGACUACCUUCAGAUCAGCCUCUCUCACAUCACAGGGGAAAACAUUGUCCGAGGGGACAAAGAGUCUAUCAAGAACCUCCUUGAGAUCUUCGAUGGGCUACUGGAAUAUCUAAACGAAGACGUCUGUGAAGAGUCUCAGAGUGGAGAACUGGAUGACAUACACAUUGAGGAUGUACCUUGUGGAGUUACACAGCCGGUGGGCCCCCAGGCUGGAGAACAGAAGGAUGCCCUCUUUGAAGGAGCGUCCCUGUCUUCCAGUGAAUUGUCUACUAUCCAGUCCAGUAAACCUUCCCUCCAUUCCUGGAACGCAGAAGAGACAGGAUCAGCCAAUGAUCUCAUUGGGCUGGGAGACACGGCACGCACGUUCAAGGCCAAACAAGAAGCAGUGUCCACAUCCCCCAGAGCUUCUGACCCUACUGCCACCUCAGAUCCUCUGGAGCCCCAUCUCACCCCACUGACAGAACGACUGCCCUCGGCCAUUCCUCUUCAGCCCCCCUACCAGACCAAUACUCCUCACAGACCCUACACGGCCCCCUGUUCACCCAGUCAUCGGCCCCCAGCUGACAGCUUCGGUCUCGGACACACAGAGGAAGGUGCUCCUGUCCAUACAGAGAACUCGCAAGUGGCUGAGACUGGUGUCAUCAACGGACUGCAAUCUCCUGCUGAUCGUCACUCUCCCGCUUUGAGUGAGAGGUCUGCGACCAGUCAACCUUGCGCUGACACAGAGACGAAGGGAGAGGCGCUGGAGCUGACCCAUGGCGGUCCCAGGAGGGUUCUGUUCCGCACGCAGCCUGACGUGCUCUUCCUCACCCUGCAGGAUGAGAUGGAGCUCACCGCCACUACUCCAAUGGACAAUACAAAUGAGAAAGAAGGAGAUCUGAGGUCUGUCCUGGGGCAGGACAGCCAGCCAGCUCACAGAGAGAGGAGAGGCCUCUGUAGCAGGAUGCAGGAGGAGGGCGAUGACGAGCCUCUGUCUUAUCAGAGGCAGAAUAACCGACAGGCCGAGCAGGAGUUGCACCACAUGUCAGAGAAGCUCUCCCGACGACUUGAGGAGCUUGACCAGAUGCUGAAGCAAGCCCUGGGUGAAAGUGGAGAGUCCAGUGAGGUCAGAGAGGAGGACAAGCAGUCCCAUCACAGUGACAGCAUCAUGGAGUGUCGCAGGACCCCAAGACCACACACAGGCACUCCCCACCCCAAAGCCGCCCACCGGACACGCUCUCUGUCCCCCUCACCUCCCCGAGCGCAUCACUCCCUGCAGGGACAAGUGGAGGGCACAAUGAGAGGGGCACCAAGCUUGAACAGGAGACAAGCAAACCUUACCCCUGCUGAGGCAGCCAUUUGCACACGGAGACGACAGCCACGCCACAGACGACUUUACACAAAGCCCAGUGAGCUGGUUAGCAAAUCCUAUGAGGCAGAACUAAAAAGGUACGAAAACCGAGAACGGGCAGAACUAACCAAGGAGCGCCUCAAAGCUCGGGAAGCUGAGCAGGAAUACAGAGAGGCCAUUCUAAGGGACAUUCCCCCAACUCCAAGACUUACUCCGGCUAAGAUAAAGACACCCCAAGAACGUACCAGACACAUCACACGAGGACGAACAAGGCGAGAGUGCCACAGCAAAGCCCCACCAAUGAAAAUGAAGGAGAACGACCUUCUUCCAGUGCUCCUGGAGGAGCUUCCCUUCCUCCACAUCUCCCCUCAAUCCCUCAGCCGCAUGUGGGAGCAACAGCUGAACCAAGUGGGCCAACUCAACGCAAUCUACUCCGGUCAGAGCCACCGGCACCGCAGCAAACUCUGCAGCCAGGUGGAUGAAACGCAAAGGAGACAUGACCUGCUGGUGAAGAUAAUCCAAAAAGAAAAGGAGCAUAACAGGCGUCUGAGGGACUUUAAGGAGCGCAUUCAGCAGCAGAAGUUGGCCCAGAAUAAACUGAAGGAACAGAGGCAGCAAAUCGCCCGGUCCAAGAAGUACUACAACGACUACCACGUCCAGCACCGUGCCCGCCUGAUGAGAGCACGCACCAAGGAGGAGAGGAUGUUUCGUCAGGUGUUCGAGGAGGGUCUGGAGCUCCAGAAGGCCCAGUUGCGGGAACAGCGGGCCUACGCCAGGGAACAGCGACUGGAGCACCAGAAACAACACCAGGGGCAGAUCGAGUCUAUGGAGAACUACUACAAGGACCAGUUUGCCGUACUCGCUGAAGAACUCGCACAGGAAAGGCUCGAUAUCCAGGUUCGGAAAAAAGCUCAAGAAAAGGCCCUGCUGAAGAUGAAGCGGGAGCUGCGUUCCAGGAUGGAGCGUGAGAUUAAUGAGCUGCAGAAGAUCAUUAUACAGAAUGACGAGGAUGACUACUUCAGGGACUUGGAGGUUCAGAGACUCCGGGGUCGAGUCCAGCUGGCGUCUUUCCAGUACACCAGCUGUCUGCAUUGACCCACAGAGUGAGGGAUAAAAUGUGUUCCUCUCCGAGUCCAGUACUGACUUCAUCAUUAAAAGACUUGGUACACUCGGAACGUAAGUUGUGACAAAGGAUAACGUUGUUCCCGCCAGUCACAGCUGAGUGUGGAAGGUAUUUGGACUGGCCGUACAGGUAACAAUCCCCUCAGGCCGCUUGCCGAAUUUGCACUGGAAGAGUCAAAACACAUUUUAAAAUCCUUAAUUGGUCUGUAGGUACACAUGGCACUCCAGGCAAGUGCGAGGAUUGUGAUCUGGAGCAGAUCUGUACCAGGAAUCUGAAAGCACACUGCUAAUAUGUAGCUAACAGCUAACUCUUCCUCUCACCUUGGCUGCUAUACAUGAUUUUCAUGUCACUUUGGACCAAGUCCUUCUCUUCCAUGGUUUUUAAUUAAUAGAUCAUUUUAGUGUUUUUAAUGACCCCCUAACUGUGCAGUUUUUAGUGUUGUAACAGACCGCUAGUUAAAAUACUAUUCCUCCUGCCAAGUGGGACUGAGACAUUUAGUAUGAAUGUCACAUGCUGACAGGAAUGAAUUCAGUUGUUUUCCCCUUCCCUGCAUUCUGAAUGUCUUCCUGACCAUUUUAACUGUGCCAGAUUAUUUAUUUCAGUGGCUUCAUCAUUUUAUUUUUAUACUAAUGUUUCUGGCUGUCAUGGGGUGAUAGCGACAUUUUAAACUGGCCCUGUUUCAUUAACUCCAUCCUGACUGUUGUCGACCAUCAGCCACAGGUUAACAGAACUGAGCAGAUAAGUUGGGACCACAAGACCCAGAACAAGAUCUGUAUGGCUUGCAAUGCUGCCACACCUGCUGGUUUGUCCAUUUUGUUUAUACACGAGUGUCUGGGUUGUGCCCCAGUGUAACAUGUUGACAUAAAUUAUUAGGUUAGGUCAAAACAGUUUGAUGAAUCACAUGUAUACCAGGUUAGCUUUUUAAACUCUUGCUGAUAUUAAACUUGUGAUGA
Lampris incognitus (smalleye Pacific opah) is the source of this 3776-nucleotide messenger RNA. Its product is annotated as centrosomal protein of 95 kDa-like. The record is from RefSeq and is a predicted model, not a curated record. Bases 144 to 2795 code for a protein of 883 amino acids. The transcript is spliced from 21 exons. Lineage: Eukaryota; Metazoa; Chordata; Actinopteri; Lampriformes; Lampridae. Gene Ontology annotation, cellular component: spindle pole; centrosome.